AUGAUAUACUCUCGCUCCUCGCUUGCAUGUGUAGAUGACCUGGAACUUUUUCACACCAUAAACGGCCAAGACGACAUCAACAUCCUGCAACAGCAAUUCACCACUUUUGCUCACUGGUGCGAUAUCAAUUGCUUGCUUUUGAACCGCAGUAAAUUCACGGUUCCUGUCGCCGUUCUUUCCACCGUUCCUGUCGCCGUUACAGCCAUCGUUCUCGCCAUCGAUCCUGCCAUCUCAACUACUGCCGUUCGUACCGCCGUCUCUGCCGCCGUUUCUGCCGCCGUUUCUGCCACAGUUCUAGCCACCAUUCCAGCCACCGUUCCAGCCGCCGUUCCUGCCGCCGUUCCUACCGCCGUUUCUGCCAACGUUUCCGGCGCCCUUCCAGCCGCCGUUCCUGCCGCCGUUCCUGCCGCCGUUCCUGCCGCCGUUCCUACCAUUGUUUCUGCCAACGUUUCCUCCGCCCUUCCAGCCACCGUUCCUGCCGCCGUUCCUGCCGCCGUUCCUGCCGCCGUUCCUGCCGCCGUUCCUGCCGCCGUUCCUGCCGCCGUUCCUGCCGCCGUUCCUGCCGCCGUUCCUGCCGCCGUUCCUGCCGCCGUUCCUGCCGCCGUUCCUGCCGCCGUUCCUGCUGCCGUUCCUGCCGCCGUACCUGCCGCCGUUCCUGCCGCCGUUCCUGCCGCCAUUCCUGCUGCCGUUCCAGCCGCCGUUCCGGCCGCCGUUCCUGCCGCUGUUUCUGCCACCGUUCCUGCCGCCGCUCCUGCUGCCGUUCCUGCCACCGUACCUGCCUCCGUUCCUGCCGCCGUUCCUGCCGCCGUUCCUGCCGCCGUUCCUGCCGCCGUUCCUGCCGCCGUUCCUGCUGCCGUUUCUGCCGCCGUUCCAGCCACCGUUCAAGCCACCGUUCCAGCCGCCGUUCCUGCCACCGUUCCUACCGCCGUUCCUGCCACCGUUCCUGCCGCCGUUCCUGCCGCCGUUCCUGCCGCCGUACCUGCCGCCGUUCCUGCCGCCGUUCCUGCCGCCGUUCCUGCCGCCGUUCCUGCCGCCGUUUCUGCCGCCGUUCCAGCCGCCGUUCCGGCCACCGUUCCUGCCGUCGUUCCUGCCGCCGUUCUUACCGCCGUUGCUGUCGCCGUUCCUGCUGCCGUUCUUGCCGCCGUUCCAGCCACCGUUCCAGCCGCCAUUCCUUCCGCCGUUCCUGCCACCGUUCCUGCCACCGUUCCUGCCGCCGUUCCUGUCGCCGUUCCUGCCGCCCUUCCUGCCGUCAUUCCGGUCAUCGUUUCAGCCAUUGUUUAA
This is a messenger RNA of Uranotaenia lowii, 1281 nucleotides long. Its product is annotated as transcriptional regulatory protein AlgP-like. The transcript has a single exon. The record is from RefSeq and is a predicted model, not a curated record. Bases 1 to 1281 code for a protein of 426 amino acids. Lineage: Eukaryota; Metazoa; Arthropoda; Insecta; Diptera; Culicidae.